Aspergillus japonicus CBS 114.51 is the source of this 649-nucleotide messenger RNA. RefSeq lists its product as uncharacterized. Bases 69 to 248 code for a protein of 59 amino acids. The transcript has a single exon. The record is from RefSeq and is a predicted model, not a curated record. Lineage: Eukaryota; Fungi; Ascomycota; Eurotiomycetes; Eurotiales; Aspergillaceae.
GUCGCCCUACACCUGCACACAAGACGGAGAGGUAUGCUGGGACGCAGCAGACUUAAUCGAGCAUUUCCAUGACCGACACACGCACUGCAUUCGGCGGCCUUCUUCAGGGGUUGCAUGGGGUUAUGGCUCCGAUAGCCAUGGGCAUGUCUGGUAUUGCUUUGAAUGCGACCGGGGUAUCAAAGACCACCGCAGUUUUGACUCCGAUCGUGCGAUGCUGGAUCACUUGCGGGAUUGCCAUGGAGACUUGAUGGAUUUAGUUCUGGAGAUCUAGCACAUGCUGCGUACAAGGUGAACGCGAUGUGUAAGUGCUGUUAUGUGUCCGUGUCUGCCCAUCUCUCGGACUGGGGAUUGACAUCACGCAUCGUGUUCGAUUGAGAACGUCUAAUAUCACUUAUCACGGUCGAACUCCUUGGACAAUGGCAGGACUCACGGGCCCCCCAGGCUUCGCUAACUGUCGGGUUCCAUGCGAAGUUAUUUUCCAACAGGGUCUACGAGCGCAUCGGUCUUCAUCAUAUUAUACCCAUUUCUUCGGUUCUGCUGCUGGAACCACAAAUUGCACAGGCAAGCGGAAGCGUUGUAUAUAUACUCGCACACACGUGCGUAUCAGGAUAUUGAACUUGCAACCCCGUGGCCGCGCCUUACUACCAUC